Molecule: messenger RNA, 3064 nt
Organism: Etheostoma spectabile (orangethroat darter)
Lineage: Eukaryota; Metazoa; Chordata; Actinopteri; Perciformes; Percidae
Gene: vps4b
Product: vacuolar protein sorting 4 homolog B
Exons: 13
Coding region: 151-1677 (508 amino acids)
Biological process (GO): endosomal transport; vacuole organization
Molecular function (GO): ATP hydrolysis activity; ATP binding
Source: RefSeq, a predicted model, not a curated record
GGCUGCUUUCUUGAACGCAUGUGUCACUGAGGGAGUGAUAAGCAAACAGGAACUUGUUGUGCGGUCACAUACGUCUGGGUAAACGAAACAAGACUGGCGGGGAUCACGGGUCGUAUCUGUUGUGUUUUUUUCAUUCUCCCAGGACUCCUCAUGGAGCCAACAAAUCUACAGAAAGCUAUUGCGGUAGCACAGAAGGCCUCCCAGGAAGACAAGGCUGGGAACUAUGAGGAGGCCAUCCGCUCCUACCAACAUGCUGUCAAGUACUUUCUGCACAUUGUAAAAUGUGAACCCCAGGGUAAAGAUGGCAACCAGAAGAUAAGAGAUACAUGUAAACAGUACCUGGACAGAGCGGAAGAACUACAGGGGUAUCUAGUGAAUAAAGAGAAAGCCAUCGAUCUUGCCAGCAAGGCGGCUCAGGAGGAUAAAGCUCAGAAAUACGAGGAGGCUCUGCGUCUUUACCAGGCUGCUGUUCAGUACUUCCUCCAUGUGGUGAAAUAUGAAGCCCAGAGUGACAAAGCUAAACAGAGCAUCCGGGCAAAAUGUGCAGAAUAUUUGGACAGAGCAGAGAAGUUGAAGGAAUAUUUAAAGAAGAAAGAAAGCGCUCCUCCCGCGAAGCCGGUCAAAGAGUCACAGUCGGACGACAAAGGGAAUGAAAGUGAUGAAGGUGAUGAUCCGGAGAAAAAGAAGUUCCAAAAUCAACUCUCAGGUGCAAUUGUUAUGGAGAAACCAAACAUCAAAUGGAAUGAUGUUGCUGGUUUAGAGGGAGCCAAGGAGGCACUGAAAGAGGCGGUUAUUCUUCCAAUCAAAUUUCCCCACCUCUUCACAGGAAAGAGAACUCCAUGGAGAGGGAUCUUGCUCUUUGGACCACCAGGUACAGGAAAGUCUUAUCUGGCUAAAGCUGUCGCCACAGAAGCAAACAACUCAACUUUCUUCUCCAUCUCCUCUUCUGACCUUGUCUCCAAAUGGCUGGGGGAGAGUGAAAAGUUGGUGAAGAAUCUUUUUACACUUGCAAGGGAGCACAAGCCUUCUAUCAUCUUCAUUGAUGAGAUCGACUCCCUGUGUGGCUCAAGAAGCGAGAACGAGAGUGAAGCUGCUCGGCGUAUUAAGACAGAGUUCCUGGUUCAGAUGCAGGGUGUGGGAAAUGACAAUGAGGGAGUGCUGGUACUUGGGGCAACAAAUAUCCCAUGGACCCUAGACUCAGCCAUCAGAAGAAGAUUUGAGAAGAGGAUCUACAUCCCGCUGCCUGAAGAGCACGCACGCUCCUUCAUGUUCAAGCUCCAUCUGGGCGCGACCCCCACAAGUCUCAGCGACACUGACUUUGUCACUCUGGGCAAGAAGACAGAUGGCUACUCGGGAGCAGAUAUCAGCAUCAUUGUCCGAGACGCUCUAAUGCAGCCUGUUAGAAAGGUCCAGUCAGCAACCCACUUCAAAAAGGUACGUGGUGAAUCAAGAACUGACCCCAACAUGCUUGUAGAUGACCUAUUGACUCCUUGCUCUCCUGGCGAUCCCAACGCGAUUGAAAUGACAUGGAUGGAGGUACCUGGGGAGAAGCUAUUGGAACCUGUAGUAUGCAUGUCCGACAUGAUGAGGUCUCUGGCCAACACAAAGCCAACAGUCAAUGAUCAAGAUCUGGUCAAACUGAAAAAAUUCACAGAUGACUUUGGACAGGAAGGCUAGGUGGGAUGAUUGAGCCAAAGCAAAGGAAUUUUGAUUGUCUCUCUUUACUGUCCUUGUCCCUUUUUUUCUUUUUUACUCUCUCAUCAUAACCAUUCACCAGGCUUAGUGGUUUAUCAUGAGUGGACAAUAUCACUGCGCUGUUGUUUUGCCAAAUUGACAACCAAGCAAAGGGUGAAAGGACCUAGAUUUAUUUGAAAAUAACCAUUGUCCAAAGAAAAUUAAAAACUUCCCAUCUGUAGCUGACCUGAUAAAAGAAUCAAUGACAUAAAUAAUUUAGAGUGUUGUUUGACUGGUAUUUAUCAGCAGAAUGCCCUAGGAACUUGGGGAAAAUAAUUGAAAAUUGCAAAUAGGGCUUUUGAAGUCAAGAUAAUUUAUUUUAAAUCAAGAUUAGCUCUUGUCUCCAGAAUACAUCUCACUAGAUUAAAAUAUAAUACUUACAUAUUCUCCAUUUUGUAUUAAGUAAAAAAAAAUUUUAUAUUGUACUUAGUGGAAUGUAAAAAUCUUGGGCUGGGGGAGUGAAGCAGGGCAUGAGUUGAUAGGAUUUGUUUGGGGAAAUAUGUCAUUUUUGUCUCAAGGUGGUGGACGUUUAAAGCUUUGAGACAGAUAUUCAGGAUGAGAGCAACAUUAGACCCUGUGGGAAAAAAUUGGAUUUCUAAUCCAGUUUCCUAACAAAGAACAAUUGUAUUUGUUUGCUCAUUUGUCAUUUGAAUUAAACACAACUACAAGGGGGGAUCACCAAUGGUGCCAGACUAGCAUUAUUUUACAAUUCUUCAAGGACUCAAUAGCUUUUAAUUGCUUUGUCACUCAGCUCAUGUUUUUUUUUUCACAACCUACUGUACAUAUUUUUCUUUACUAUCCACAGGCUUUGCUGGUUAUCUUUAAUAUCAACUGCAAAAAAACUAAGCCUUAUGUUAUAAAAAAGUCAUUAUAAAUUUUGAUAAAACAAGACCCAGUUGGACACUGAUGGCUCAGGUGAAGAGAUCAUCUUCUUGUAUACUUAACAAUAUAGGAGUGCAUCUCCAAGCAUGAACUAUAUGUAGCCAUGAGUGGCAGUGUGCACCAUGUGCCUUCUAGAAAAGCUGCAAGAUUCAUUUUUAUUGAUUUAUUUCUAAAUUGGACGCACUGCUUACAUAUCCAGUGCUUUGUCACUACAACUAAAAAUGUAUAAUUCAUGUAAGCUCUUUCAGAGAUUGUAUACAACUUUGUUCUUUUGCUCCUACGGUGUGAAACCAUCUCUUUUGAGUUUUAAGAGUCUUGUUUUACUGUAAAUGUCUAUACAUAUAGCCAAAUCCAGCUUUUUCUUUGUGUGGUCACCCAUGCAUAACAUUUUCUGUUUUUUUGUUUGUUUUUGUUUCCACAGUGUAAAUAAAAGUUAAAGCUACUUCAA